Messenger RNA from Oncorhynchus keta (chum salmon), 5106 nucleotides. RefSeq names its product lysyl oxidase-like 4 (gene loxl4). NCBI's taxonomy places the organism in Eukaryota, Metazoa, Chordata, Actinopteri, Salmoniformes, Salmonidae. The coding region runs from base 128 to 2575 and encodes 815 amino acids. Gene Ontology annotation, biological process: peptidyl-lysine oxidation. Gene Ontology annotation, cellular component: membrane. The transcript has 15 exons. The record is from RefSeq and is a predicted model, not a curated record. Gene Ontology annotation, molecular function: copper ion binding; protein-lysine 6-oxidase activity.
GGGAUUGACCAGGGACCCCAUCUAGUAGGCACACUCAUUCACUCAGUUACUCUCUCCUCUCCCAGUCUGGGACGUCUAGGACUACUGUGUCUGUAGCUUUCUAACAGACGCCUCUCCAUACUCAGACAUGAUGCCUCGCAUCUUCCUCACCUGCUUGAGUUCUUUGCUCCUCCUCUUCCUCUCCCCCCCAACGCAUUCCGAACCCCGCCGACCGUCGUCAUCAUCACCACGCAGCAGGACCGCAGGCGCUCAGGCUCCCGUGGGCAAGGUGCGCCUGGCGGGAAACUAUGCCCAGGGACAUAAUGAGGGUCGUGUAGAGGUGCUGCACAACAACACGUGGGGGACGGUGUGUGAUGACGAAGUGGACAUCAAACUGGCCAAUGUCGUCUGCCGGGAGCUGGGCUUCCAGACCGGCAUGACAUGGGCGCACAGUGCCAAAUAUGGAGAGGGUGAUGGUCCUAUCUGGAUGGACAAUGUGCGUUGUGACGGCACAGAGAAGACUCUGAAAGACUGUAAACAUAACGGCUGGGGCGUCAAUGACUGUAAGCACUCUGAGGACCUUGGCGUGGUCUGCAGUCCGGAGCGACGACUGGACCAGGUCACAGGUUCGCGUAAUGGUCAGUCGGUUGCCCUGCGUCCGGAUGUCAGUCCCUCGCCCCAGUGGCAGAGCAUUCUGGCCAGCCGCAGUAACCCCCGACAGGCCCAUCAGGGAAACGGACACCUCCCGGAGAGCCCCAGGCUGAGACAACACCUCUACAACCCGUAUUCCAGCAAGGUGCGCAUUCAGGAGGUGCGUCUGCGACCCAUCCUGAUGCACACUAAGAAGCGGGCCCUGAUCACUGAGGGUGUGGUGCAAGUGAAGCAUGCUGGGAGAUGGAGGCAGGUGUGUGACCUGGGCUGGAACCUCAACAGCAGCAAAGUGGUGUGUGGAAUGCUGGGGUUCCCUGAGGCAGAACUACACAACGAAAGAACAUACAAGAAAAUCUGGGACGCCAAGGUUGCUGAUCCAUCCACAAGGCUGAGCCUCAUGGCUCGUAAAAAGGGUUUCUGGGUAGAGAAGGUUCACUGCCUGGGGUCAGAGACCAGCCUAUCAGAGUGUCACGCUCAGCUGUCCAUUCCACAUAGCCCCACCCCCUGUAAGAGUGGGAGACAUGCGGUGGCUAGGUGUGUACCGGGACCUCAGUUUGCACGUAUGUCAUCUGGAAGACCCCAGGCACCCCACCCAAUUGUGCCGGUGCGUCUGAAGGCUGGCCCCAGGCUGGGUGAGGGCCGGGUGGAGGUGCUGAAGGAGGGGAAGUGGGGGACCAUUGUAGACCACGUCUGGAACCGCGUCUCAGCUAGCGUGGUGUGCAGGGAGCUCGGCUUCGGAACCGCCAAAGAGGCCCUCACUGGAGCUUACAUGGGACAAGGUACUGGUCCUAUCCAUAUGAACAGUGUCCAGUGUUUGGGGACAGAGAAGUCUAUCCUAGACUGUUACUUCCAAGAUGUUCCUCUUUGGACGUUUAAACACACCCAGGAUGCUUCAGUACGCUGCAACAUCCCCAAGCUUGGCCUGGAUAGCACGGUACGAUUGGCGGGGGGCAGGGAGCCAGGUGAGGGGCGUGUGGAGGUACUGAUGGAUGUAGGGGGUCGUAAGAGAUGGGGGUCAGUCUGCAGUGAGAACUGGGGGAUCAACGAAGCCAUGGUGGUCUGUAGACAGCUGGGUCUGGGGUUCGCAUCCCGAGCACACCAGGAGACGUGGUAUUGGGCUGGGGAUCGUAACGCAGCAGAGUUGGUGUUGAGUGGAACCCACUGUGUUGGAACUGAGCUGUCAAUCCAACAGUGUCGCCGUAACAACCAUGUACACUGUCCCCGAGGGGGUGGGACUAAUGCUGCAGGGGUCACCUGUUCAGAGACUGCCCCUGACCUGGUACUAGAUGCCCAACUGGUUCAGGAGACAGUUUACCUAGAGGACCGACCCCUACACCUGCUGACCUGUGCCAACGAGGAGAACUGUCUGUCAUCCUCCGCUGCCAGAAUGAACUGGCCCUACGGACACCGGCGCCUGCUACGAUUCUCCUCCAGGAUUAUGAACAUGGGACGGGCCGACUUCAGACCUAGGGCUACUAGAGAGUCUUGGACAUGGCACGCAUGUCAUAGGCACUACCACAGCAUAGAGGUGUUCACCCACUAUGACCUGUUGACUCUGAAUGGAACCAGAAUAGCUGAGGGACACAAGGCCAGCUUCUGUCUGGAGGAUACAUACUGCCCUGAAGGUCUGCAUAAGCGUUUCUCCUGCUACAACAUGGGUGACCAGGGCAUCUCAGUGGGUUGCUGGGAUACGUAUCGCCACGACAUCGACUGUCAGUGGAUUGACAUCACCGAUGUCAAGCCUGGAGACUACAUCUUCCAGGUGGAAGUUAACCCUUCGUUAGACAUGGCUGAAUCAGACUUCCAGAACAACGUGAUGAGAUGUCGAUGCAAAUACGACGGACACAGAGCAUACAUGUAUGGAUGUCACGCAGGUGAUGCGUACAGUGCAGAGAUUGAGGACCUGUUCGAGCACCAACGGCAGAUCUCCAAUAACUUUGUCUAGGCCCAUUCAGGGCCCAGCGUUGGCACAGUCUGGUGCCCAGCGAAGAGGGCUCAGAGCUGGGAACAUAGACUUCUCAGGGUGGCCUGGGGUCUGGUGGGUCCAGGGACUCCUGCCCCACAACACUAGAGGACUCACAGAAUUGCACCUAUCCACCACCCUGACCUGCUGUUGGCUACACUACCCAAAAUACACCACAACCAGGAGAAGACCAUCACCCUUACCACACCCAACAGUCAAUAGCAACUGAGAGCAGGACAGGUGUCACCAAGGCAACCAAAUUAGUUCAGUUAACAAUGGAUAAUUAAAAUUCAAUCAACUGUUAGGUAAUUUGUUAGUUUAUGAAUGUGGAUUACUAGUAAUUUAGCUACUCAAAAUUUGUAUGAAUUAAUUCUGAUUAAGAUUAAAUUAUUGUCUGUCCAUGAUUUAAAAUGACUAACAUGUCAAAUCAAAUCAAAUGUAUUUAUAUAGCCCUUCUUACAUCCGCUGAUACCUCAAAGUGCUGUACAGAAACCCAGCUGUACAGAAAUCCAGCCUAAAACCCCAAACAUAUGCUUGGUCCCGUAUACCCGCGUUCCAGGAAAGGGGAAAGAAUGACUGAAAAGAGGUCUGCGUUAUCUGUUUGACUGUUGGUCUGUCUGGACAAAUGUCUCCUACAUCUACAUUAUCACAAUAUUGGUACUGUAAUCACAACCUUCCUGUAGACUUUGAUGUCCGUAGCUCUACAGUGGACCUCAAGGCCCGGGUUUGAAUACAUAGUUGUGUAUGAACCGUUUAUCUUAGUUUUUACAAUUUAAUUAGCUGUUUUAUUAUUGUGCAGGUAGUUAUAUUCGGAUGUGUUAACCAAUUUUUCUCAAAAUAGUGUAACUAGAGUAAAACUGAUACACAAAACUAAAUAGUGUUGAGUUAGUAAACAUUUCUCUCUUCUGUUUUUAAAUGACUAUUACAUGAAGGCCUUCAAGUUGGCUUUUGUGAUUUUAUCUUGAUACCAGCCAAGAAAAUGUAACUUGAUGUAGUUUACUUUAUUCUUUACUGUGUUAACUGAAUUUCAAUGCUUUUGGUGCAAAUCUUUUCCUAAUAUGUAAUGCUGCAGGUUCAUUUAUUUAAGGCUAACGCUUGCAUACUUUUUAUAUUGAUGAAACAUGUAAAGCAAACACAUUUUCACCCAAUAAGUCCCUAUCUAGGUUAUAUACUAGAAAAAAGGGUCUACCUAGAACCGAUGGUUCUUUGGCUGUCCCUGUAGCUCUGAGAAUUGGUUCCAGAAAAAAAAAUGUUGGGUUCCAGGUAGGAAAUAUUUUCUUAGAGUGUAACUUCAAAGGGUUGUAUCAUCUUAACUUUUCGUAUUCUUUUCACCAAAUGUCAAACUGAGAGACAGCUUUGUGCCAUCCAUCUCAGUGCACUUCUCCUUGUCCUUUUCCUGGCCUUCCCAGUGUGAGUGAAAGCAGGUUCGGCGGUAAACCCACAGCCAGGUAGACAGUGUAUAAAAAGCCUUUAAUUAGCUGUAUUUGGGUUAGAGUUAGGGUAAGCAUGGGGCGUACACUGAGAAACACUGCAACUGUGAACUCUGCUGUCACCAGCUACAGGCCUGGGUAGGAUAGACAGACUAGAGAGGGAGAGAGGGGGAAGGGAAGGGAAAGAGAGAGAGAGGGUGGGGGUAGAGAGGUAACAGAAAAAGGUUGACAGAGAGGACCAGAGAGAAACAGACUGAUAGAGAUAGAGAACACUGCCUUUGAAUGGGCAGAAAGCACAGGAGGUUGGCGACACCUUAAUUGGGGAGAACGGGCUCGUGGUAAUGACUGGAGCGGAAUCUGUAGUGUAUAAAAUACAUCAAACACAUGGUUUCCAGGUGUUUGAUGCCAUUCCAUUUGCUCCGUUCUGUGCAUUAUUGUGAGCUGUUCUCCCCUCAGCAUCCUCCACUAGCAGAGAGAGAUCAAAGAGAAAGAAAGAAAAGGAAAGAGGAGAAGCCUUGACGUGGGCAACACAACAUAUUUUACUACCAGUGAAAAUCCACCAUGGCCACUACUGCAGAAACCGCAUAACUGGCAUACUGAGCUCCUAAAGAGAACAAACAACAUGUUUGUCUGAGAGCAAAAUAAAUUGCUGGAUUCAAACAGUCAACAGCUGCUAUUGACGCACCAAUCUAUAUAGAAAUCUGUCAGUUUAAGAUAGAUGAAUCCGUUUUUUUGUUGCAUGGGCUGCAUCUCAAUCUGCCUAUGUUGCACUUCCCGCAUCUGCGGUGGAAAGUGACAGAGCUACAGUGCUGUUUGUCAGACCACAAGUCAUCCCGAAAAUCUGUCUUCUCACAAAAACCUCCGUAGCAUCCGAACGGUUUGGCCUAAAAACCUCUAUAGAAAGUGGAGACUCACAAACAUGAUUGUGUUCUCCGUUUUUGUUCUACGAUCCCCACAAAUGUCACAGGACUUAUCUAAAGGCAACCCAUACAAAUGAAUGGUAGUAUGGAGGUAGUUUAAAACCAACAAAAAUAAGGUGUUAAAUAAAUAAAUAUGUGUCAAAUAAAUACAAAUAUUCCCUGA